This is a messenger RNA of Raphanus sativus (radish), 597 nucleotides long. RefSeq names its product probable 2' cyclic ADP-D-ribose synthase BdTIR. The coding region runs from base 1 to 597 and encodes 198 amino acids. The transcript has 2 exons. Gene Ontology annotation, biological process: signal transduction. The record is from RefSeq and is a predicted model, not a curated record. NCBI's taxonomy places the organism in Eukaryota, Viridiplantae, Streptophyta, Magnoliopsida, Brassicales, Brassicaceae.
AUGCAACGUUUGUCAGCACCUUGUUCAAAACUCGCAUACACACGAUACUUAGCAAACCCAAUCCUACGCAACCCAAACCCAUGUGAUAUUUUCAUCAACCAUCGCGGGAUCGAUACCAAGAAGACUAUUUCAGGCCUAUUAUAUGAUCGACUCACUAGACUUGGUUUGAAUUCUUUUUUGGAUAGCAAGAAUUUAAAGCCUGGGGAUAAACUUUUCGUGGAGAUCAACGCAGCAAUCGAAGAAUGCAGUGCUGGUAUUGCGGUUUUCUCUCCUCGUUACUGCGACUCUUACUUCUGUCUCCAUGAACUCACAAUGCUCAUGGAGAGCAAGAAAAGAGUUAUCCCAAUCUUUUGCGAUGUCAAGCCAUCGGAACUAUGCGUUAAGGACGACAGGACACGUCCAGCUGCCGAGAUUAGGAGGUUCCGGUUGGCUCUCGAGGAAGCAAAAUACACCGUAGGACUCACGUUUGAUACAUCUAAUGGAGACUGGUCAGAGUUCUUGGCCAAGGCAUCGGAUGCAGUCACGACGAACUUGUUAGACGUUGAAGAGGGGAGACUACAGAGCAUCAACCCUACGUACAAGCACAUAUCUGCGUAG